UUCCACAUGAGGUGAAUGGACAAUAUCUUACUCAGAUGUGAAGCGUUGAGCUGAAAGCAAACAUGUUCAGGUUUUCUCUAAUAGUCUGUAUUUCUCUGAUAUUUGGCGUCACAGCAAAGCCAUAUAAACCCUGGAAUAAACUCCCAGAUGAAGCAUUCCUGGAUACCGUUAUGUCUUUAGAUGGCGAAGGAAGGAUGUCCUGGGGAGUGGAAGUGGAGCCUCCAGAGGACAUGGAUGAGACUGACUACGACAUCGACCCAGAGAUGAAGAUUUGGAAGAGCAUGACAGGUGGGCAGGAAGAACAGCACCUAAAGGCAGAAGAAGACUUGGAUGAGCUGUACCAUCCUUCAGUGGUAGAUCUCCUCAAAGUUGAAUUUCAAAACCGUGAUGCCCUCCCUGCUGCCGACAUCCAGGCUGAUCCCUGGCAGGAGGUUGCCAACUUGAAUCAGGAACCAGAAGAGGAUAAAGACGACGUCGACCACCCUGGUUUCGGUGAGGCGGCACCAAACGAGCCUGAGCAGGACUGGGACGAGGUCUACCACAGAGCGAGCGAGGAGCUGGCUGGAUAUCUCGCUCCACUCGUGGCCGGAAACAAACCUGAUGCAGAGAUCCGUGUUUCACACUCUGAACCAGAGAAGGACGAGCUGUAUCACCACGACGACCAGGGUUCACCUGUGCAGAAGGAGCUGCUGAGCCGUGAGGUCGCGGGUGAAAGUGAGGUCAGAGUUCACUUUCAGCCAGAGGAGGACAUGGACGACCUGUACCACAAAGACCUCCUGAAGCUCAUCCCUCACCCGGCUGAUACUGAAGCUGCUGCACCCGCUAACCCUAACCCAUUUCAGAGGAGGCACAGCCAACCAGAGGAGGAUCUGGAUCAUCUCUUCCACCAGUGAUCCCUCAACCACAACCUAACCUGUGUAGAGCCCUCAUCUCAGAUCAGAUACAACCUUAGCUGAUGCACAGUAAAUACAUCUGAAGUGUCUUUUGACUUCAUUAAACUGUCCUCAUUAAGAAUCAACUCUAAAUCUCACUGUCACUUGUGUGUAUUUUGUUAUGUAUGUGUCUAUAGAUACAGAGAAACAUUGACGAUGUAAUGUACAUCUAAAUACAGAUAAUGAUGAUUUCCAAGACUCACUCGUUGAUAGUUCAAGUAAUUAUUAAAAAUAAAUUCAAUUGUAAAGACUUAUAAUCAGUGUAUAUAAGGUACAGUUUCUAAUAAUGACUAGGUGGUGUUGUGAUAGCAUUAAUGGACAAGUUUAUAAAGGACUCUAAUGUUAUAGAAAGCAUUUAAAAUCCUAAAGCUGCUUUCAGAUGACAUGUUGGUAAUUACAGAGGGUUGUGCCUUUAAUUGAGAGUGCAGUUUGAGAAAAGGAAGUCUUGAAGUGUUAAAUUCUUAAGUGUUCCUCUGUACAUGUCAGAAUAGUGAAGCGCGGUUAUAAAAGUGUUAAACAUGGGCGAGGCUAGGUGGUUAGGACAUAUAAAUAAGGUUGAAGGUUGGAGAAGACUAUACAUCUUUAGGAUAUUGUGAUGAUUAAAUCUGAGUUGUCCUUGAUCAAAAAUAAACAUUAACACAUGUAUCAAAGA
This is a messenger RNA of Trematomus bernacchii (emerald rockcod), 1584 nucleotides long. RefSeq lists its product as uncharacterized. Lineage: Eukaryota; Metazoa; Chordata; Actinopteri; Perciformes; Nototheniidae. The transcript has 4 exons. The record is from RefSeq and is a predicted model, not a curated record. Bases 63 to 893 code for a protein of 276 amino acids.